Messenger RNA from Cuscuta campestris, 1142 nucleotides. The record is from the annotation of a GenBank genome assembly. NCBI's taxonomy places the organism in Eukaryota, Viridiplantae, Streptophyta, Magnoliopsida, Solanales, Convolvulaceae.
GAUAGGAUUAAAGGGGCAAGACUAAGGGACACGUGACGUCCGCUAAGCGACGAACCUCGAUCAAAGGGCUUUGACCCAUUGAACUGUAUACCCUAUAAAAGGGGUGAGACCCCUCAUUGUUAGGGGGGGGGGGGGAAUUCUAAGUGAAUAAACUCUUACUUUGCUUUCUCUCUCUAAAACUUAUAUUAUGUAAUAUAUUUGGUGGUUUAUAGUCAUCAAAUUGGUGCUUUCAUUGAGAGAAGAGAAACAUACUCGUAGGUUAACUCUCGGAAGCGAGAAUGGUGCAGACAAGGAGCAACAUCCCCACCACCAGCCACGUCGUACGCGAGGAGAACGUGCCGGGCAACGGCAACGGAAAAGGAGAGAUCACCUCGGCUCCGGACACGGUCCAGGUGCUGUUCGGUUUGGGAGUGACCGCGGAGCAACUCCAAGGUGCCGUCGCGGCCCUCUCCGCCAUGGGCGGGAGCAGACCUGGCACUGGAGCUACCCAGGCUCCGCACAGUCCCAAUACCGAGCACGCUGCCACUUCCCAACACAAGGGGAAGAAGAUCUGGAGGAGCAGGAGGAGGCCCGGCAAGGCUCCGGUGAUUGAGGAGGUGCUGGUGGAGGACGUCCCGGGCAGGGAUGACGACGAGUCCAGCGAGUGUCGAGUAUCGGCCUUCAAACGCCUGGGGGCGAGGAGAUUUGAGUGUCAGCUUUCGACAGGCUCAACCGCGGACCAGAAGGCCGCCCAGGUGACCUCCGCCGACAGAUAUCCGAGGGCAGGCGGAGGCAUGCCGAGGAGUCAGCAACCUCGGACACAUGCUCGGCGAGGCCUGAGCGCAGCGAAGGUCGACGCGACGAGCGGACUCAGCGUCGCCAGAGUCCAACGAGAACCGAGGAAGGUCCGCAUACUCGCGCUCGGCUCUGUCCUCCGCAAGAGGGUGGACGAGCGUAGGCCAUACCCGGAUGUUCUUCCCGGAUGAAGGUCAACACUCGCGCUCGGCUCUGUCCUCCGAAAGAGGGUGGACGAGCGUAGGUCAUACCCGGAUGUUCUUCCCGGAUGAAGGUCAACCCUCGCGCUCGGCUUUGUCCUCCGCAAAAGGGUGGACGAGCGUAGGGCAUACCCGGAUAUUUUUCCUGGAUAAAAGUUAAGUGCCGAU